GACUAGUCUGAAGCAACUGUCCGCCAUAUUGCACGUGUGUGAAGUGCAAACUUUUCAAGCAAGGAAUACCUGUGGUAUGCUAGGAAAAACGGAGCUGUAACACUAUGAACACUGCUAAAAUAAGCAAUGUUACCAACUCGUCGGACCCACGCUGGGUGAACUGCCGCGUCUUUGUCGGCAACCUUAACACAUUUCAGGUGAAGAAGGAAGAUGUGGAGAAUAUAUUUGCCUGCUAUGGGCCAGUGGCUGGGAUCUCCAUGCAUAAGGGCUACGCCUUUGUACAGUAUUACAAUGAGUUUGAUGCUCGGAAUUCAGUACACGGAGAGGACGGGAUGGUAUACGCCGGCCAGACUUUAGAUAUAAACCUUGUCUCAGAACCAAAGCAACAUAAAAGAGGUGCUAAGCGACCACAUAAUGCAGGGCCUUCUGGAAAUAACUGGUCUCAGGGUGGGGGUCAAGGAGGGCCAGGACGGGGGCCAAUGGGAGGGGGUGGAGGAGGAGGAGGCCCUCCCAUGAAAAAACAGCGUCCAGGGAUGGCCCACCCCAUGGGGUCCAUUAACAAGAGAAACCUGGUGUCACUGGUCAGCAAUAUCCCCAAGGGCAGGGGCGGGAAGCCUGCCAGCACACAGCCCAAAGGACCAGUGCAGAAAUAUGACAGUCCAGACAUCUUGAUUUGUGGGAACUGCAAGUGGAUCUUCACAGACUUUGAGGAGCUGGCACUCCACAAACGGCGGACAUGUCAACUGAAGUUCCUGUGUAAAUGCAAGAGACCUGAUGGUGAACCAGCUGUGGUGUCAUGUGCUACCUGUAAGAAAGUGUUCCCCACUAGCUGGGAGUUAUGUAACCACUGCCAAACCGAACACAACAUGUCCAUAUUUGUACCACCAAUCCAAGAACAGAGUGCCAUUAAGAAAGCAGCAGAGGCCGACACCAACGGCACAGAAACAACAGAGGCUGGGAAUAGCAAAGAGAAAGAGGAGUCAAGGAAAGAAGGUGAGGAUGUGGCUGAGGAGGACACCAAUGGUGAGGAGGCAGCUGAGGAGGAGGAGGAAGAAGAAGAAGAAAUAGAUGAGGAUGCCAUGCUCCAGGAGGAUGAGGAGGCCACAGGGGACCAGGACGAGGAGAAAAACGAUGAAUGAGGAAGAUGACAAAAAUAACAAAUGAAACGUGGCAGAAUAAAACAUCCUUUUCUGUAAGGGAAAGGAGGUAAAAGUACCCUGAAGGAAUGAC
Molecule: messenger RNA, 1230 nt
Organism: Lingula anatina
Lineage: Eukaryota; Metazoa; Brachiopoda; Lingulata; Lingulida; Lingulidae
Cellular component (GO): nucleus
Molecular function (GO): RNA binding
Source: RefSeq, a predicted model, not a curated record